Molecule: messenger RNA, 1517 nt
Organism: Oryzias latipes (Japanese medaka)
Lineage: Eukaryota; Metazoa; Chordata; Actinopteri; Beloniformes; Adrianichthyidae
Gene: tmem263
Product: transmembrane protein 263
Source: RefSeq, a predicted model, not a curated record
AAAAACGUCCCUUCCGCUAAAGUUGGCACAACAAUAUGAUAUUGCAAACUUCAUCUUCUUUAUGUUACAUCACCAAAAUUUUAUUUUUUCAAUUAUAACAGACAGACAAUGAGGAUUUUUUUAAAUCUUAAAUUCGGUUUAACAUUUGAUUUAAAAAGCAAAUAAUCCAUUAUAAUAUCAUAUGCGAUCUUAGAUGUCUUAAUAGGGAGAUAUAUCGCUAAGAGUAACUCUUAAAAACACAAGUGGGAUGCGUGUAUUUGCUGCGCAGCAGCUCCAGACUGUGAACAGGGUGUACCUCUGUGUGCUUAAUGGGUGGAGCAGAAGAGCUCCUCCAAAAUAACACAGUCAACAGAGGCCAGCGUUAUCAGCAGCAGCGGCGGCGGCGGGCAGCAGCAGAAGCUACCUCCCUCCAGGACUUGGGGACCUGAAAACAUCAGUGUCCGUUAUUUCAAGCCAAGUGACCAGAAUUGGCUGCAAACAUUCACGACGAUGAGUCAGGCAGAGCAGGUGCCUGAGGACAUGCCUGCAUACCACAACGAUGAGACAGGAGCUGCAGAAAAUAACAAAGAUCAUCCCGAGGCACAACCUGGAAUGUUCGGCAGGUUGGCGGGGGGGUUGUACGGAGUCACAAAAGGGGCUUUAGGAGCCACGGUGGGCGGGGUGACCUGGAUCGGAGGAAAGAGUCUGGACCUCACCAAGACUGCCGUCAGCACUGUAGUUGCCGUGCCCGUCAUGGGAGCAGGGCUGGUGAAAGGGGGAGUGUGUGCCGUGGCUGGGGGCGUCACCGCCGUCGGCGCCGCAGUGGUCAGCAAAGUGCCCAUAGGGGGAGGUAAAAAGAAGGACAAAGCCGACUGAAGAGGCGUGGAGCAGAGAAAAGUCAAACCAGCCGAGCUGUUUGGCUCAGACUGUAGUGGAGCGCCUUCCUGUUUCCAUCUGGGGAAAAAAGAGCAGCAGACUCACAGCUCUGUGCAUAUCUUUAGGUUUUUUUUGGAGGGGAACGAUCCCCGCCCUGCCUCAGUUUCUUUUUCUGUUACAAUUACAAGUUUAUGCUCACUGAUUGGUGUAUGCACAAGUAUGUGUUUAGAGUUUAUAAAGCAGCUGCAGAAGAAGAAAAAACCUACAGAGGAAAACUGCACAGAAGCUAAACUGUUUGUGGAAAACAAUCACCGAGUAUGGAUGCACAAAAAGGAGGUGUUGGGAUUUAAAACAUUAAGGUUCUCUUUGAAUUCCACAGUUUAAUUUCACAUCUCAUUUGUUCAGUGAGCAGAUGUGGUAUUCUAGAGGUGUUGCUGGAUUUCAUUUGAUCUUUUUUCCCCCUUCUACUUCCCUCUCUGUGUCACACCUCUUGUAUUUAUGUUGUCAGCUGUAUGAAUGGUAACUCCUGCUUUUGAUAAGGUUUUUACUGCAGUAAAUAUUGUGUCACAGUAAGUAUGAAAAGGCUCCCUUAUUUUUAUACAUGACCUUUUCUUUAUAUGUGUCCUUGAAAACAAAAAUAAAUAAAAAAUAUUUGCAAAUAA